Molecule: messenger RNA, 309 nt
Organism: Clonostachys byssicola
Lineage: Eukaryota; Fungi; Ascomycota; Sordariomycetes; Hypocreales; Bionectriaceae
Source: the annotation of a GenBank genome assembly
AUGGCUUCUGCCCGCAUCGCCUUCCCUAAUGCGUGCAGAGUAGUUGAAGUCAAAAAGAAGAAGGUCGUCUGUAUCACAAUCCACAAGAAGAUUCCUAGGAGCAAUAUCUUGAUGGACAAUUCCAUAUUUGAGAUUCAAAUCGUCAACAACAGAAAGAAGGUGCCUCAACCAACUAAGCUUGAACUGCUUCCUAUCCUCGAGGGUCCCGCCGGGAAUAAACUUGGUGGUAAAUCCAACGAUGACAUCUCCAUCGCCCAGUUUAUCGGAGACAACUCUGUCGAAGGGAACAAUGUGACGGUUGGCCGGUAG